This is a messenger RNA of Staurois parvus, 195 nucleotides long. Lineage: Eukaryota; Metazoa; Chordata; Amphibia; Anura; Ranidae. The record is from the annotation of a GenBank genome assembly.
AUGCUACGAGGAAUUGCCUCAGGGAUGAAAUACCUCUCCGAUAUGGGAUAUGUCCAUCGUGACCUGGCAGCCAGGAACAUUUUAGUCAACAGCAAUUUGGUCUGCAAAGUUUCAGAUUUUGGACUUUCACGAGUGCUAGAAGAUGAUCCUGAAGCUGCUUAUACAACCACAGUAAGAUUAUAUAAAUCACUUUAA